Aplysia californica (California sea hare) is the source of this 2753-nucleotide messenger RNA. RefSeq lists its product as uncharacterized. Lineage: Eukaryota; Metazoa; Mollusca; Gastropoda; Aplysiida; Aplysiidae. The record is from RefSeq and is a predicted model, not a curated record.
UCCUUUUCUUUGAAUGUUACUCUAUAGUAACACCUCUAAUUAUCGGCAGUAUUGUGACCAGAGUGUGAUGCAAAUGCUGUUGAACUCUUACGAAAAACUAAAAUCUAAUUUCUUAGUAAAUUGACAUAUAAAAGUGUAACGACUUCCCCUCAGCUUUAAAAAAGUUGGAAAGGGAUGGGCUUUGCCGAAAAGGAGAAGCAAUCUAGUCAAGAGAAUGAGGCACAAGGGGCCCUCUUAUAUAGGUACAAGAAGUGUAUAACAUAUAUGAUGACAAUGAGAGAGAAAUAUAUGUACAUAAGAAUAAGACUUAUAACAACCUGUGGCAAGCAAAUAUGGCAGCAAAGAUCGCAAAAGGACCAAACGUUUAUAUGAAUAUCAACCAGACCAGACCAUCAAUGAUUUAUUUAUAGAGGCACCAGCCAUCCAUGUCCAGGUGCUGUUUUAGCCUCAUAUGAAUAUCAAGCAGACAAAGAGAAACGCAACACAAACGAGCCACGCACAGAGCAGUGGGAUCUGCAAGCCUACUGAACGUCUCUGGUACAUUUGUACAAAUCACGUAACAUUCCAUGUUUCUGCUUCUACCACGUCGAUUACCUUCUAUCUUCUGAAUACGUCCAUACCUUUGUUACACGUUUAUUCUUUCUCAAAGGGUGCGACAACGUUUGGUUUCCGAGAACGGAAAAGUCCACUUUUUACUCUACGUUCGCCCGCGAUGCUGUUUUGGCCGGAAGUUGUUCGUAUUUUCCUUUCACAAGAAGGCUUGAGAGAUUUGAGUGAAGCACAUUUUCCUGCUUUCCUGUCCCCGUCACACCAACGCUACCCAUGCAAUAACAUGUAGGUCUAGUGGUGUUCUAAAAAGAGGAGGCCCACGCGGCCCAGAUUUUGUUCUUGAGAAGCACAUAGCUGAAGGCAUAUCAUUGUUGCCAUAUACGUUUACGAUCACUUCCUAGACGUAGUCAGUGUACUUCCAUUGUACAGGCAGACCUUAGAAGAUAACAGAUGUUGCAAUGAAAUUGCUACCUGUAACUGAUUGAACCUGCAGACGUAGAUCUAGUUCAGCAUACAAUAAUAGUGCUUCUCUGUUGAGCUCUAAAAUCUAUCUUCAUUCCUAAGAUUCGUAGAAAUUCUUGUAUUGCAGCUCUGCGUUCAAAAGAUGGCCAAAGAGCGUAGUGCACUGCGUUUGGAACAUGGGUCUUUUAACAAGGAUUUAUCAGACUUAAUGUAAAGUCUUUUGAGCUCAUAGCGUAGCACGAAAACGUAGGUGGGACCCGCAAGGUAUGUCUUUUACUUCAUUGUACCGGUCCUUUUCUGAAUGUGAGGAGGCUGAAGUGUGCAGACCCACCUGGUAUUGUCGUAGUCCUCCACCAACAAGAUGCCUGCCCUACAGGAUCCGAGAAUGGACACCCGCCACUAAUUACUUUUCUGGAGAAGAGACAGAUGCCUAUUACGACUGCUGCUUUGACCGAUAUGGAGAUGAUCACGUCAUACGAAUCAACGAAGACAUCGAUGAAGAAAUUGAUGAGGGCGUGAUUGGUGAUGAUGAUGAGGAGGAGGACAAUGAUGAGGAGUAUUGUCUCGUGGGCUGUCGUCCCAAAGAGGAAGACGAUGAUGAUGAUGAUGAUGAUGAUGAUGAUAACCCCAAAAACAUGGGAGAUGAGAAACAGCAUUAUACUGGUACUGAAACACAUGUAGAUAGCGCCAAACUCAAUGACAGUGUUGGGGCUAGCGAAAAUGAUGAGCUGUCUCACAAAGAUAAUGCCGUGAGAAUUUCAGGACGUGGAUUACGGAAUAAUCUAAAUCAGCUCUCGACUUUCGGAAAUGUGAACCGGACAGAGCGUGGGUCGGAAUCUGCGGAAAUUAAUGUCAUCUCAAACAGCCCAGGUCCGACCUACCAAGAGGCGGGAAAAGUGACCAUGAGCUUCAGACCAUGUGGAAGUCAGUGCUCUGUCUCCUACAAAGACCGCAAAUCCUCCACCUCUAGCAGCCCCCCACCCAGCCCCCAAGAACACCACCACCACCACCACCACUACUACCACAACUGGGAUCAUUUCGGUAGCCAAGUCGAGCAGACCUCGCCCAAAUAUUCACGGAAGGAGCGUAGCUCAAAGUCUAAGAAACACGAGAGCAAGUUCGAGAGCAAGUCUCCCAGCCAAUUUCAAUUCUGGGAGAACCUGUCUCCCUCCCCCAGCCCAACGCUGCCCUCUUCUUCCUCCUCUCGCGGGAAAGGGAGGAAGUUUAAGGUGGAGCAGGAGGACUUGGAGAACCUCACUCCCGAGGAGCUGAAACGCAGGUCACGUGAGCGGUUGUGUGAGUACGUAUACCGGGACACUGUGGGAGCCAACAGCACGUUCUUCGGACCAUGGGGGAAAAACACGGGCCUCUGAAGUGCAUCGAGUCGUACAUUCGUGAGAAUGUGAUGCCAACCUACGCCAACACACACACCGAAGUCAGCUUCAACGCCCAGCAAACCACACUGUUCAGAGAGGAAGCCAGGGCGAUAAUUAAGGAGGCGGUGAAUGCCACAGAAGACGACGCCGUUAUCUUCACCGGAAGUGGAGCCACGUCUGCUGUCAACAAGUUGCUGCACGCCCUCAAGCCCAAGAAACCGAGAACAGGCGGGUCUGGUGUACAAAGACGCCGUGUUCAUCUCUCCGCACAAGUUUGUCGGAGGACCGGGAACGCCAGGCAUCCUGAUCGCCAAACGCAAUCUAUUCAGGAAUGAAGAGCCUCACAACGUUGGUGGAGGAACUGUC